AUGUCCAGCCGACCAUCAAUCACCAGCUGCACAUCACAUCUAGAUGGGAGAAGAAAAUUACCUCCUAUGCGAAGCUAUCAUCCCAAGCUUCGCACAUUGAGACAGUGCACCUCAUUGGAAUGGGUUUACAAUUCAACUACUGACCCUGAUUGUAUUAGUGAUGAUAGGAUGGUAAUUCGAGUAGGGGAAGACAUCUCAUUAGAUCCAGCCGACAAACGUGCAGUUCCAAUGGAAGAUGGGAGUCUUCCAGUAAUGUCAUACUGUCUUGCGGCCUGUGUCGGUGAAUAUGAGCUUGUCCUCAGUGAUCAUAGGUCCAUAGUUGAUAUGUCUUGUGUUGAGGAUCAUGCAACUAUUCUGCCAUAUGAUGAGGGUGAUUUAGAGCAGCCUCAAAAACCAUUAAAGACUCUAUACAAUCGUUGGACUAUCAAUAUCCAGUUCUCGAAGGACAGGAAGCAUGGUUCAGUUGAUGGGGUGAAUGUCCAUAAUACUCAGACAGCCACUAAUGUCAACAGUGGUUCAAUGAGCCAUGCCUUGAAAUUCAUGGGUGUCGGCUACACAAACCUGUAA
Molecule: messenger RNA, 567 nt
Organism: Suillus discolor
Lineage: Eukaryota; Fungi; Basidiomycota; Agaricomycetes; Boletales; Suillaceae
Exons: 7
Coding region: 1-567 (188 amino acids)
Source: RefSeq, a predicted model, not a curated record